Fasciola hepatica (liver fluke) is the source of this 348-nucleotide messenger RNA. The record is from the annotation of a GenBank genome assembly. NCBI's taxonomy places the organism in Eukaryota, Metazoa, Platyhelminthes, Trematoda, Plagiorchiida, Fasciolidae.
AUGAUCAGAGCCAACUCGCAGUGCAAAUUUCAUACAAUUGCACUUUGGUUUCUUCUUGUCGAGCAUGCGUAUCUGACCAUGCGUUGUGAACCUCCAUGGACGCAAUCAAAUUGCACAUCAGUCUGGAUGAAGCAUGACGGUCAACCUCAAGACUUGAUGUCAGCUACCGAAAUUACAACCAACUGCGUACUGAAGUCUGUGAAAGAAACUCAGCGUACGUAUGGAUCUCCGGGUUUUGGUUGUGUGAAUAACGGUUCGUGUUGGGAAUACGGUUGGGACUUGCUCAGUUACACUGGAUCGUGGACGUCGGACGGUGAGACUAUGGUCUACGCGUGUUGUGGUGAGUGA